This is a messenger RNA of Vitrella brassicaformis, 806 nucleotides long. Lineage: Eukaryota; Vitrellaceae. The record is from the annotation of a GenBank genome assembly.
CAACCCUGAUGUCUUCACACUCAAAAAAACUCCACUGGUGGGCGCCACCACAGCACACUGAUCAACGAUAUGUAUGCGGGAUCUGCAUGUGUUCUAAUCGCAGGAUGCAGCAUAUGUUCUAAUCUCAUCGUCUCCUGAUGGCCAUCCUGGUGUGGACCGUAGCGAUGAUGACUGUUUCGUCUGUUUCGUCUGUUCACGGCGAACGUGAGCACCCUCAUGGUUCACAGUCCACUGCUUCUCUGGUUGAUCUGCCUGCUUGUGCACCCUUGCAGGUCAUCAAGAUCUCUCAGCGUUCGUGUCUCCGCACUCGGCUCUGACUCGCAAGAGCACCUCAGGUAUUUAAGUACUGAAAAUGGGACUGCACAAUCACGACUGUUGGACUGCAUGUCCGUCUGCAUCCGUGACAGGUUUGCGGCCGUCGUUGCUGUACCGUUGCCGGGCCCUUAAGAGACGCACACGCCUCAUCUCUCACCGUGCGGGCAGCUCACUUCGCGUCCUUCACAUGAGUGAGGAUGACGGGGAACAGGACAAGCCCAAUGAGCAUGUGCGCCACUUCUUCCUUCGAUGUGUUUGCGUAUGACUAUGCAGACGCCGGUGUUGGACAAGCCCACCGCUUUCGCGACUUUCCGAUCACAGAAAGCCACAUCAUCUCACUGGACAAGCUCACGGACUCAGGCAGUCAGCGCGACUCUCCACUUGUGCCCACACUCGUCUCAGACUCCCCGUCCGUCCGGACGACAGUCUGCCGUCCAGAGCCUGAUGUCUACGUCGGCCUCAAAAGAGUGCAGCAAAAGGUCGAGAACUAA